Aspergillus puulaauensis is the source of this 2511-nucleotide messenger RNA. Its product is annotated as putative RNA-binding protein (Nab3). The record is from RefSeq and is a predicted model, not a curated record. Bases 1 to 2511 code for a protein of 836 amino acids. Gene Ontology annotation, molecular function: RNA binding. Lineage: Eukaryota; Fungi; Ascomycota; Eurotiomycetes; Eurotiales; Aspergillaceae. The transcript has 6 exons.
AUGACGCCAGAAUCCCCCGAUGAGGCUCUUCACUUUCGCGGCAAGACCUUGACUCCCGAGAGCCCUCGCCCGCUACACGUCGCGGAACCCACCAGUAUCCCGGUGCUGCAAAAUCAGAUGGACCCCGUGUUCAACGACACCUCGACUUACGAACAAGCCGAGCAUAUUCAUGAAAACAACUACAAUACACAAUCGAGUGGCCCGUAUAUAAAACCGGGCGGCGUGCGGUGGGAGGCGAGCUCUGUACAGCGUGGUCAGGAACAGCGACCAUCGCAGCAUCAAUCGCAUACACAAGAUCCUAGCUCCCUUCUAGCCCACCCUGCCCCCGGUGCCCUCCCAUAUUCUUCCCAAGCUGCUCGCAACAUCCCGUUCGCGAACGAGGUAGACAACUCCAACGCCAACCUCCAGGGCCAGACGGCGCCCCAGGACCGAUUAGACGCGGAGGAAAGGUUUGAAGAUAAUACUGCUGGGAACGGUGUCGAUUUCCAGAACCUCCUUGAUAACCUUCCUUCCUCAUCAGCUCCCUCCGCCCCUGCGGUUUCUGGAACCACCAUCUCAGCGGACAGCGCUUCUGCCUCUCCUCAAGCCGCUGCCGAUGAACCACCUCAAUCUUCCUUCGGGCUCCCUCCUCGCCCCCCACCCCAGGAGAAGCCCUCCAUCCAUCCCAAUUACAACCCCGGCGAUGAUAUACGUUCCUAUCAUCAGCUUCCUGCCCAUAACACCUCCAACAACACCUCAAACCCUUAUGCGGCCCAGCCGAGUAAUUAUCAGGCCAACGUCGGAUUGUCUUCAUUAACGGCUGGUGCGCCAGGGACAUCCUCGGGAGCUGGUUCCCUCCCUCCUCCCCCUGUUGCUAGCUUCCAGCAAUCUUCAACCGCUCCAGCGGACUCUCAAGACGCUCCGGCGACUACAACCCAGAAGAAUGGUCGCGUUGAUAAACAACCUCCACUCCGCACAAACGACGAUGCUCCAUGGGGCCCGGAAGUCCAGAAGAAAUAUGAUUCGUUUCUGCAUGAUGAAAGAAUAUAUGUGACUGAGGGUCUCUGGGAUCGCUUUCCAUAUGGGUCGAGAUUGUUUGUCGGCAAUCUACCCACCGAAAGAGUAACAAAACGUGAUCUCUUCCACAUAUUCCACAGCUAUGGGAAACUAGCCCAAAUAUCGAUCAAACAGGCCUACGGUUUCAUACAAUUUCUGGAGGCGCCUUCUUGUAAACGAGCUCUUGAAAGCGAACAGGGAGCUAUCGUGAGAGGGCGUAAAGUUCAUCUUGAAAUUUCCAAACCGCAGCGGAAUACCAGACCGGCGCCGGCGCCGGCAGAGUCUUCACGGCCUGCCCCUCCCCGCCGCUCAAGGUCGCCCGACUAUAGUCGAGCGGCUCCUCCAGCCAAUCGGCCAUCGAGGCCGGCUGGUGAUCGCUAUGAUCGGCCCCACGAACCACCAAGGCUGCCGUUCAGCGACUUCCGAGAUGAGCCCUCUCAUCGCCGGCGGGAUGAUUAUCGCCCGCCACGGUCGCCGUCUCCUCGUGCAUAUCGUGCGCGAGAGGGAUACCGAUCUCGUGAUCGGACUCCAGAACGGUUUGACCGGCGUGAAAGGCGGCGCUCCCGUUCGCCAUAUGGGAGAGAUAGGCGAUAUCGCAGUCCAAGCCCUCGAGGCCGUGCGACAUAUGACAGCGAUACGGACCUACCUAUCCCUAGGCGUGCUCCCAGAGAAGUUCCAGAUGUGCAAAUCCUUGUUUUAGAGGAGCUCGAUCGGAACUUCGUAUACCACGUGGAGACCAACUUUCGGAAUCGGGGACUUCGUGUCGCUGUUUUAACGUUGGGACCCCGGAUCCCUCUCGACGCGGCUGUCAAGCGUCAGGCCUCGGAGGGCGUUCUUGCCGUGGUCAGACUUUCACGACCUAGUCAACUGUCUAGGAAAAUCCCGUUGCAAGUAUUCGACCAGAGUUUGGGUGUUGAUAACAUUCGGUCUAACGAAUACCCGGAUCUUGAACCUAAUGUUGCAGCGGACAUUGUCUUCCAGGCGCAGUCGAUGCAACGGAAUAUCCCCGGUGUCCCAAUCACCUCACCUCCAUUUGGAGUUCCAGCUCUCCCUACCGCUCCUCUCCCACAUCCCGUCGGGCCUUCUCUUCCAACUCAACCCAAUUUCGCAAACGCCAUCUCGCAUCUUGAUGGGGCUGGUUUACAAUCUCUGUUGGCUGCCCUACAGCCGCAACGCUCCCCUGUUGUUCCAACUGCGCAACAACCAUUCCAACCCACCAACCCCCAACCAACUCCAGACCUGGCUAGUCUUCUGAGCGUCGCAACUCGACAAUCCGUUCCGGUCAAUCCGCAACAGCAACCUCUUCCGCAACAGCAAUUCCCGCUGCCGCCCCCAACUACCGCAGCGAUUUCCGAUCCAAACCUCCUGUCGCUCCUGGCUAAAGGCCUAGGGGGCAACCAAGGGCAGGGUCAGCCUCCCAUGAACCCCCAUCAAGUCCAGAAUAUAAUGAGUCAACUGGGCAAAUGGAAACAAUGA